AUGGCUACUGAUAAGACUGAGCUGCUGAAAGUUGAAAUAUAUUUAAAACCAUCGAAUUCUUCAAAAACGGACAAUAUUAAAAAUAUUGAAUGUAAGCCAGAGACUAAACCUACGGACCACAAUAAUGAUUCUUAUGGUAAUAAAGAGUCUUAUGAAGAAGAUAAACUUGUUCGUAACAAGCCCAAGACUUCGGUAGAACGUGAAAAUGUUUCAUACCUCCGACAAAAGCAAAUUGGUGAAUAUAAAACACUUCUUCUGAAAGAAGAAAGAAUGAAGCGUAUCAAUAGACGAAGACAACUGGCUGGAUUAGAGCCUGGGAGUAGCGAUGUAGAAGUGCUGCCACGUAAAAGGAAAAGAGUUAGUUUUGAAUUCUAG
Molecule: messenger RNA, 375 nt
Organism: [Candida] anglica
Lineage: Eukaryota; Fungi; Ascomycota; Pichiomycetes; Serinales; Debaryomycetaceae
Source: the annotation of a GenBank genome assembly